This is a messenger RNA of Tarenaya hassleriana, 1200 nucleotides long. Its product is annotated as zinc finger protein CONSTANS-LIKE 4. Gene Ontology annotation, cellular component: nucleus. The transcript has 2 exons. The record is from RefSeq and is a predicted model, not a curated record. Lineage: Eukaryota; Viridiplantae; Streptophyta; Magnoliopsida; Brassicales; Cleomaceae. Gene Ontology annotation, molecular function: zinc ion binding; protein binding. Bases 66 to 1088 code for a protein of 340 amino acids. Gene Ontology annotation, biological process: regulation of photoperiodism, flowering; regulation of flower development.
AUAGCACCAUCACCACCAUUCACCACCAAACCAUUCACAAGCCACGGAGAGAGAGAGAGAGGGUCAUGGCGUCGAAACUCUGCGACUCAUGCAAAUCGGCGACGGCGGCGAUAUACUGCCGACAAGACGCGGCGUUUCUGUGUGUGAACUGCGACUCGAAGGUCCACGCGGCGAACAAGCUCGCGUCGCGUCACGCGCGCGUUUGGGUCUGUGAGGUGUGCGAGCAAGCUCCCUCCUACGUCACGUGCAAGGCCGACGCGGCCGCUCUCUGCGUCACGUGCGACCGCGACAUCCACUCCGCCAACCCACUCGCUCGCCGCCACGAGCGCGUUCCCGUCACGCCCUUUUUCGAUGUCGUCGUCGGAGGCUGCUCCGGCAAGCCCUCCGCCGCCGUUGUAAACUUCCUCGACGACUGCUACUUCUCCGACCUCGACGGCGACGCCGGCGGCCGCGAGGAAGAGGAGGAGGCCGCGUCGUGGCUUCUGCCGAACCCGAAGACGGCGGCGGCGGAGGAUACCGGUCAGUACCUUUUCUCGGAUUCGGAUCCGUAUCUGGAUCUGGAUUACGGGUCGGUGGAUCCGAAGAUGGAGGCGGAGGAGCAGAAUAGCUCUGGCACCGACGGCGUCGUGCCGGUGGAGAACGGCGGAGUUCAGGUCGCGACGGUGAGCGAGAACUGCUACGAGUUGGAUUUCUCCGGCGGCAGCUCCAAAGCUUAUGGUUACGGCUACAGCUGUAUCACCCAAAGCGUGUCCUCAUCAUCCUUGGAAGUGGGAGUGGUACCAGACGGCUGUGCGAUUGCAAAUGCUGCAAACACGUUGAGCGGCGGAGCAGGGAACAACGACAGCGGUUCGGGAAGCCAGCAGGCGGUACCGCUGUCUCCGGCCGAGAGAGAAGCUAGGGUUCUGAGGUACAGAGAGAAGAGGAAGAACCGAAGGUUCGAGAAGACGAUAAGGUACGCCUCGAGGAAAGCGUACGCCGAGAUGAGACCUCGGAUUAAGGGGAGGUUCGCCAAGCGGGCCAAGGUCGAGACAGACGCUGAAAGCAGCGGCGGUAUCUACUGCGGUUUCAGCGUUGUCCCGACGUUCUAAAGACAAAGGGGCUAGCUAUUACGACACUUUUGUUUUGGUGUUGGAUGUAGUAAUAACGUUAACGAAUGUUCUGGUGUUCAUACUGUUUUGUUUUCUGUAAUUUUGUCCUUUC